Molecule: messenger RNA, 1200 nt
Organism: Phaeodactylum tricornutum CCAP 1055/1
Lineage: Eukaryota; Bacillariophyta; Bacillariophyceae; Surirellales; Neidiaceae
Exons: 1
Coding region: 136-1200 (354 amino acids)
Source: RefSeq, a predicted model, not a curated record
GAAACGUUGUCUCUCAACGGCGAACACGCUGCACAACCAAACAAACCCCGUCCGCCGUUCACGGAUCGAUACGACCUCCUCCUCCCACCCAGUAUCCGGCGCCGAACCAACCUUGCAACACUGAACCUCAAAGCUAUGGGUAAGAAGUCACGUAAAGGAAACGUCCGCACGCAAACGCAACGUCCAGCGGCGGGCCAGGGCAAAUCCAAACAUCAAGGAUCCAGCUUGUCGGGUUCCGCGUCCCGGGCUUCGCGAGAAGAUCUUUCGGUCGCCUUUUCCAGUGAAAAUGGUACCGAUGCUGCGAAUCCGACUACGUCGAAGACGCCUGUCUUCAAGUCAAAGAAACCUACAUCUUUACCUAAAUCUGUCAUGCUUUCUCCGGCUUCCACGGCCAACGAAACACUCAGUCCAGACGGUUACGAAAACAACUUCAACUUUGACACGAAUGAGAAAGCACCGCUGCUGGAUAUUCCCGUCACCACGACGACGACCAACAGCGACGUCCUAGCGGCGACCACUAACGUGGCACCUGCCGCUACCAGCGCUCCCGUACUCACCACCGCUAAUACCGUGCCGCCGGAACCCGCCCUGCCAACACCGUCCACCACGACCAAGACGGAGGUGUUACCGCCAAACCGAGUUCUGAUUCUUGUCUCCCAACAAAGCAUGAUACGCACUGUGACAACGAACCAGCAGAAUGCUGUCGUUAUGUUGCACGCGAGCGAUAUUCCAUUUGAGCUAUUCGAUGGCUCGGAUCCGACCAACAAGGAUCGGCGCAACGAACUCUUUGCCUUGAGUGGUAAACGUUGCGUGUAUCCGCAGUUUUUCGUGAUAGAAGAAAGCAAACCAAAACCUCGUUUCUGGGGUGACUAUGAGACCAUGGAAGUUUCCAACGAGAAUGGAACAUUGGCCGAGGAUAUUUUUUCCAAAACCACGGAAACCGCAGAGAAAUCAAACAACAACAAUGGUAAAUCCGUGUGGGAUUCCACAUUGCGAGAGCAAGUGAACAAGAGCAAUCCAGACAACAAAGCGGUGCUGGAUGUUUCUAUACACGAGGAACACGAGGAAGCAAGCAAGUCUGCAGCGGGCCCAGUGUCCAAAUAUGUGCCAGUUUCCACUUCUCGAGUCCUGGACUUGAGCGCGCCAGCACCGGACGAAGCUAAGGCCAAACAGAAGGAUUGCGAAUGCGUCAUUCUCUAG